UUGCUUUCAAAAACUUACCCAAUUGGAAUUUUUGUUACUGUGUUCAAGAGACAGAAGAAAGUCAAGAACUUUCAGCUGAGAUAAUGCCCAACUGCUCAAGUGUACUGUAAUUUUUUAUCAUUUGCAAAAUUACCUUCUGUGACAGAGAAAAGGGUGAUGAAUUUGACAAAGUUUGAUGCUUUUUAGGAUCGCAUAAGGAUAUCUUGGAUUGCUUUCGAAGUUUAUGCUCGUGGGAACGAUGCCUACCUCUACAAUGCCCAUCCCACGGGUAGCAUCUAAUUUUGAUGAGGUUUCUAUGCAUCAGAGCUUGCUCUUCUCUGAUAGUCUCAAGGACUUGAAGAAUUUGAGAAGACAAUUGUACUCAGCAGCAGAGUACUUUGAACUGUCAUACACAAAUGAUGACCAGAAACAAAUAGUGGUAGAAACAUUGAAAGAUUAUGCCAUUAAGGCUCUCGUGAAUACGGUGGAUCAUUUGGGUUCUGUUACAUAUAAGGUUAACGAUCUCUUUGAUGAAAAGGUGGAUGAAGUUUCUGGCACAGAAUUUCGGGUAUCUUGCAUUGAACAGAGGAUAAGGACAUGUCAAGAAUACAUCGAUCAUGAGGGUCUUUCUCAACAGUCGUCGAUUAUAGAUACUCCUAAAUACCACAAGCGGUACAUCUUUCCAGUUAGUGAGACCAUGCACGAAGGCAGCAGAAAUAAAUCCAAAUACCAAGGAUGCAACCUAGAUGAUGAAGACGAAUGGCAUCAAUUUCGGAAUGCUGUUCGCGCUACAAUUAGAGAAACCCCACCAUGUACAGUCAGCAAAGGGCGUUCUCUGUCUCCUUCUCCACAACCUCCCCAGCGACGUGGAGUUUUUUCUUUUACCUCUACCAUGCCUAAAAAAGAAUCAGACAAGCGAACAGUUUCACCUCAUCGAUUUCCACUUUUACGGUCUGGAUCUCUUGCAAGUAGGCCAACGACCCCAAACAAAAGUCGGUCAACUACCCCGAACUCAAGUAGGCCGACAACUCCAAAUCCUGCUAAUGCCAGACGACGGCACCCUUCGGAGCCUCGGAAGUCAGCUUCAAUGCGAUUGCCUGCUGAAAGAGAUAAUGGCAGGGAGGUUGAACAAUACACCAGCAAAAGUAAACGGCUACUCAAGGCCUUGCUUAGCCGGCGAAAGUCAAAGAAAGAUGACAUGUUAUACACGUACUUGGAUGAAUACUAGAUAUUGAGAAUGGACAUUGGAAGCAGAAAAUUGCCGCUUCCAGCUUUCGCAUUCGUUUGAUUACCUUUUCCUUUCUAUAGAGCAAUGUACGUUUUCAAAUUUAUAAACAGUAUGGUAUAUAUAUCAAUAUUACUUCCCAUUUCAGAAGUUUGCUUGGCAA
Molecule: messenger RNA, 1367 nt
Organism: Pyrus x bretschneideri (Chinese white pear)
Lineage: Eukaryota; Viridiplantae; Streptophyta; Magnoliopsida; Rosales; Rosaceae
Product: protein ABIL2
Source: RefSeq, a predicted model, not a curated record